CCAACCUAAUCCGAUUCCAGAAUCAAUCUCUACCGGACCCCGUCAUACCUCAAAUCGUUCUCCCGUUUUUUAGGGAGACGCAGCAAACAGGAAUUUCUUAUUUCCCCCAUUCCAGUUCAAUUCAAUGAUAACACUCAAUUGUACCCCUCAUUGCUCUUCAUUUCAAAUCCCUAGAAUCGUUUCUGUCCCCUGCUCCAAAAAUCAAAAUUUCUUGCCAAUUAUUUCCAAUUCCUCGUCAAAAACCCUCCACUUCGACCAAACCCAGUUCAAAUCCUUCCCCAAGACCCCAAAUUUCGGAUAUCUUGAGAACCGGAAGUGUAAAGGCCUCAAAUUUCUUGCCUUUUGCGCCAAGAGUGUCCAGGAAUCUGACAAGGAGACCAAGAAUGAGCUAGAUUCUGAGAGCGGCGGGGGCGGAGGUGGAGGGGGCGGCGGAGAUGAUUCCCCGGGUGAGAAGGUCGAUAGGGUUUUGCCACCAUGGCUGGAUUUCACUUCAGGUGAUGCCAUAACUGUUUUCGCCACUUUGGCGAUUUCUUUGGCGUUCAGGUCCUUUGUGGCUGAGCCUAGAUAUAUACCUUCCUUGUCUAUGUAUCCCACAUUUGAUGUUGGCGACCGGAUUGUGGCUGAAAAGGUCUCUUACUUAUUCAGAAAGCCAUGUCCUAAUGAUAUUGUGAUUUUCAAAAGCCCUCCAGUCCUUCAGGAAGUGGGGUACACGGAUGAUGAUGUCUUCAUUAAACGGAUCGUUGCAAAGGAAGGUGAUACUGUCGAGGUUCAUGAAGGGAAACUGAUCGUGAAUGGAAUGGCUAGAAACGAAAAUUUUAUUCUUGAAAACCCCAACUAUGAGAUGACUCCGAUUCGUGUACCGGAAAAGUCAUUUUUUGUGAUGGGCGAUAAUCGGAAUAACAGCUAUGACUCACAUGUGUGGGGUCCACUACCUUCGAAGAACAUAAUCGGGAGAUCUAUAUUCCGGUACUGGCCACCAAAAAGAGUUGGUGGCACAAUAUCUCCAGAUGGAUGUGUUGUUGACAAGCAUGACCAUGAUAUUGGCUUGGCUGGAGAAGAUACUAGUUUGGCAUCCCAAUAACCCACCUUUUUUUUUGUAAUUUUUUAAAUAGAAGAAACAUUUUCACUAGACAUAGGCUUCGUUUGGGAAUAUCGUUUGCUGUUUGCGUUUUGGAUAAUCUUCUAAUGGAGUUAAUCAACUUUGAAAAUGCUAAAGCUCAACGCGGUCGUUGGAAAACAUCAGAUAGAGCAACAGACUAAGCCAGGUAUGAUCUACUCCUGUUUGUGUAUUUUACUUUGCAUGGGUGACCCUUUGUGUAAGUUGAAUGCUCAAGUUUUGAGAUACAAUAACUUGUCAAUAUGCUUAAUUAAUCCCAAAGUUGAAGGCUCAAGUUUAAGUUUUACUGCUUAUAACAUUAAAUAAUCAUGUCAUCU
Cuscuta campestris is the source of this 1434-nucleotide messenger RNA. NCBI's taxonomy places the organism in Eukaryota, Viridiplantae, Streptophyta, Magnoliopsida, Solanales, Convolvulaceae. The record is from the annotation of a GenBank genome assembly.